Molecule: messenger RNA, 1080 nt
Organism: Nipponia nippon (crested ibis)
Lineage: Eukaryota; Metazoa; Chordata; Aves; Pelecaniformes; Threskiornithidae
Source: RefSeq, a predicted model, not a curated record
AUGAGGUUCCGCAGGAAAAUCAGGAGCCCGGCCGUGCUCAGCCACGAGUUUGUCAUUCAGAACCAUGCAGAUACCGCGUCCGGCCUGGUGAUGGGCUUCCUGGUGGUGUUCGUGCUUGAGGUACUGGCCAAGUUUGCUGUCAUCUUUGUUGCUGUGCAAUACAAUGUCACCUAUACCACUGAUGACAACAGUGAGCAAUUUCAUUUUUAUGACUAUGGUCCAAAAGACAUUGCCACAAUCUUCUUCUACAUGCUCGUAGCUAUUAAUCUGCAUGCCAUAAUCCAGGAGCACAUAUUAGAUAAAAUUAAUAGACGUCUGCAUUUGUCAAAAACAAAGCACAGCAAAUUCAAUGAAUCAGGACAGCUAGCAUUUUUCUACUUGUUUUCAUUUAUAUGGGGAGCAAGUAUUUUGAAUGAAGAAGAAUUCAUGAUGGACCCAAGCUCACUCUGGAAAGAUUAUCCCCGUUCUCGUAUGCUUUUUCAGGUAAAAUUCUUCUAUAUUUGCCAGAUAGCCUAUUGGCUUCAUGCGCUGCCGGAGCUAUACUUCCAAAAGAUCCGAAAGGAAGAUAUUCCAAGGCAGCUAUGUUAUAUUUGCCUUUACAUUGCUCAUAUCUCUGGUGCCUAUUUAUUAAAUUUGCAGCAUUUGGGGCUAAUUCUGAUGGUACCUCACUACUUAGUGGAACUCAUUUUUCAUGCCUCACGUCUUUUCUACUUCAUUGAUGAAAACAAGCAACAAGGAUUUACCAUUUGGGCUUUACUUUUCGUAAUGGUGCGUCUUUUGACCCUAACUUUAUCUGUCCUCACAUUUGGAUUUGGUCUGGCAAGAGUAGAGAAUCCAGGUUUUUCCAUAGCAGACGGAAACUUCAAUGUACUCCCUGUGAGGAUUGGCUGCCUGGCUGCUGUUUGUCUAACGCAGGCCUGGAUGAUGUGGAAAUUUAUAAAUUUUCAGCUGAAGAAAUGGAGAGAACAUGUUAAGAACCAGAUUCCAAAGAAAAAAAUAGCUAACACAAAGAACAAACGAACAAAAAAGGAGCCAAACAGAGCCAACUUUGUCAAUGGAUCAGCAAAAUCAGAAGGCUGA